AUGUCGCGGCGACGUUCAGAUCGUUCCUUUGCCGGUCACCACGUUCAAGGUCAAGACAGUACCGAUAGACUUGUUGGUAGAUCCACACCGUCACUGCACAAUGCGUCAAGCGCAGCCAGCUACCAGCCUGGUCAGCCAAUCGGCUUUCUUGCUGCUAGAAACACCAUCUAUGCUAAGAAAUUAUACAGCCGCAAGCUCAGAUACUGUCUCUUCCUGCUGCUUCCCAUCGCCACGCUUAUUGGCCUCGUCAUCCUGACCGGCCCUGUGCUCUUUGCAGUGGCCAACCACAUUGUCAAUGUCUCGGUCGUCCAUAUCGAAUCGCUCCAACUCAACACCACCCAACCUGCUCCCGGACAGUAUCCUGUCAAUCUCAAAGCUCGCGUGACCAAGACUGGUAUCUUUCCUGCUCGUGCCUACUUUCGAGCUCCGGUCAACCUGUACUGGCGUACCGUGCCUCCCAACAGCCGCGAAAUCCACAUUGGUACAAUCGACCUGGACCACCUUGGCGUUACAUCGCGCGGUUAUGGCACCCUGGACCAGUCCAACUUUCUUCGCAAUGUCUCGGAUGACAAUCUUGCUCUGUUCGCUCGCUACCUCGUCAAUGCAGAUCAAGCGACACUCAAGCUCAAUUGUUCCAAUGUCAAGCCGGUUGCAUUUGGCUUUUUGCCUUCCUGGCACAACAUUGCCAUCAGCAAGCACGCAAACAUCGCCGGUCUCAAGGGCCUCGGCGAUGUCAAGGUCUUGAAGCUCGACGUUCCAUCCGAUGCUCCCCAAGGAGGCGCGAUCGUCGAUGCGCUCGGCUCGCUCAACAAUCCUUCCCCCUUUUCGAUUCUACUGGGCAAUGCAGAUCUUGAAAUGAUGUACAAGGAUAUGCCUCUAGCGGAAGCUAGCCUCAAAGACUUUUAUCUUGCCAAUGGGGUCAACCAGGUCCCUGUCAAUGGCCGCAUCUACCGCCAGCAAGGCGACGAGAACCUGGCCAAACUCAGCGAACUUGUUUCCAUACUUACCAACGACGAGGCUGCACCCGUAGCAAUUCGAGUGAAACCAACCAGCGAGACCACGCCAUCUUGGGUCAGGGCGGCUGUCGACGAGUUGAAGUUGGUCGUGCCCGUCAAGCUGCCCAGACCCUUUAAUCCGAUCCGAUCGGUUUCGGUUGGAGCGGUCGAUGUUUUCGUUGACCCUGCCAACUCGUAUGCACCGACGCUCAACUCGAACGCCGUAUCUGCUCAGGUCGAGAUCCCAUUCGGCCUCACAGUCAGUGUCGAAAGCGCUGCCGUCAACAUUGACGUGUCCACUGCCAACGAUGGGCUUGCUUCACUUCGUGGAGCACAAGCCAACGCUUCAUCGGCGCUCGAGCUGAUCGCGCCCAGUACGCGUGGUGGUACAGCGCUGGUCUCGCUCGUCAACUCGACCAUGUCGCCUGCCACUGCUAACCAAGCCGACGCGAACAAAUCGUUCCAACAGCUCAUUCGUACAAUCACUUUUGGCGAUACGGUCAAUCUAACUGCCAAAGGAACCACUGCUGUGACGGCGGACUCGUCCAUCGGCCGGAUCACCCUACCGGCGCUCAAGAUCGCCACCACGACAACUAUCCAGGGCCUGUCUGGCUUUACGCGCAGCCCACUCGAGCUUUUGUCAUUCGACAUCGUCGGUGGCUCUAGCUCGGCAGUCCAGGUGGUCGCCUCCACCAAACUCAGCAACCCAUCAGAGAUCUCGGUGCACAUCCUCGGAGAUACCAGCGUAGACCUCGCUCUUCCGAACGGCGCUGGAGUGGGUAGAGCUACUAUCAGCGACCUGCGCAUGGUCCCCGGCGAGAACACGCUCAACGCCACCGCCGCCGUGUCGUUCAACGACAGGAGCAAGUCGCUGGUUCAACAGUACCUUCAGGGUAAAAGCAGUCUCGUCAAUGUUCGAGGCGAUGCUGCGUCGACCCAAGCCGAAUCGCUUACACCGACUCUGUCUGGACUCAAGCUCAACGCUACCAUUUCCGGCCUUGUCGAUCCGCUGUUGCUCAGUGCAGCCGUCAAGAUCCUCGACACCACGGCGGUGGUCAACAACAUUGCCGAUGCCAUCCCAUCGAUUAACAACCCAUUCACAGCUGCCAUCGAACUCAAAGGCUCCAAGGGACAGGCUAGCGUGCUUGGUCUCAACGUCGGCCAUGUCGAUGCUCUCAAUCUGCAAAAUUCUGUGCUUAUCCCUUCCCGCAACGAGCCCGACCGUACAAGCAAGCAGCCUUUGCCGGUCAGCAUCGAUUUUGACCAGCCUAACGCCAUCUUUGGUUUGAUGCGCGGCUUGGUUGUCGCAUCGGGCCAGAACACGGCUCCGCUCGACUACCUGAUGAGAGUGGGCGGCAUCAAACCUGUUGGCGUCAAACAGUCUUCGGCUGCAUCUGCAAUCCCAUCACUUUCGUUGCGCGCGGCUCCGUUUGACGGCUUCAGCUUGCCCAGAUACGUCAUGACGGCACUGGCAGCUGCACGCGCCGACGUCAAUGUCAAUGUUGACGUGCUCAUUGGCCAAUAUCCUCUCAGCACGCCCUUCCAACAAUCUGGCGUCAAUGUCACUUUUGACGAUAGCAUCGAAAAGCUCUACUCGAUUUUGGGACGACCCAUCAUGAAGGCAGUCAUUGAUGCUGUUCAGCUGGAUCUCUUGGGGAUCCAGGUGAUUGACAUGGCUCAGAGCAAAGUUGCGGUUGAUGUUUCGGCUUCGGUCUCCAAGAUAGGUCCGUUUGACGCUGUCAUUCUGCUCGACAAGGGCGUCGACGUGAGCUGGCAAGGCAGAUUGAUUGGCAACGUCGCCAUGCCAAACAUCACCAUCGUGCCCGAGACCACACCGAUCCAGACGCGCGCCGAGCUCACUGUAGCCGAUCCGGGCCUCAUGUCAGAGCUUGUCAAAGCUCUCAUCCAGCAGAACAGCGUCGAUUGGACCGUCUCAACACCUUCGAUGAUCAUCCGAGCCUACGAUGCCGUUCUCAACGGUCCAGGCAUGACCAAGAAGACCUCGAUCAAGGCGUUCGAUCGUUUCCGAAAUGCUGUCCAACUCAGCACGUUUGACCUUCCCUCCAACGACCCUGCUGGCGGCAUUCAUAUCACAGCCACAGCUUCGGUGCGCAAUCCCUCCAACAUUGGCGUCAACCUCGACCGUCUUGGCGUCAACUUUGGUUUGCCGACCAGCAUCCUCGGCGAAGCGGGGCUUGCGAAUUUGCUCAACAUGACCCCAGGCGCCACAUUAGACGUCAACGUAGCCGGACGAAUCUUACCUCAGUCGGGUCAAGGCUUGACCGACUUUUCGACUGUUGCACAGAACUAUAUCUCGAACAAACCGACAACGUUGAUGGUGCAUGGCGUGUACGCCGGCCCGGAAAGCGUAACGUGGCUUUCUGACGGGAUCAAGAUCCUCGAGAUCCCGGUUACAGUUCCAGGUAUUGUUCUGGACCCGCUGAAAAGUGUCAGCAUGGGCAACGCGACGCUCGACUUUACCCAAGCCAAUGGAGAAUGGUCUCCGUUGCUCAGCACAGACACUGUGCGUGCCGCGGUAGAGAUUCCUUUCGGCUUUCCAUUUGGCAUCGACAAUGUCGGCGGCUCGUUUGACAUUCUGUACGGCGGGCAGGGUGCAGCUCGGCUGGUCUUGCCAGGUAGUGUCGCUAUGACCGAGAACAGAACCGUCAGCCUGGCGAUCCAGAACGCUCACAUGGACAUCCCGGGAAACUACAGGCGCCACUUUGCCAACAAUCUCGGCGUCGACGCUGUCCAGGACCAGUCGGUCGGGGUGGGUCUUGACUCAAACGCUGUUACUGCACUCGUCUCGACAGCAUCCGGCGCCAUCACUGUGAAGAACGUACCAAUCCAUCUGGAUCCUGCGCUUGCUCUCAAUGGCUUCCAAGGUCUGCGUACUAGUCCGAUCGUCAUCAGUGGUCUCGAUGUGACUGGAGGCACAAGAGACUACGUGAUCGCCAAAGUGGAUGCUAGCCUCGUAAACCCCUCGCAGGUGCACGCGAUCGUCGGCGAUGUUCGCAUGCGCGUCGACUAUGACAAUGGUGGCAGCAUCGGCGAUGCUCUGGUUCGCAACGUUGAUCUGCCUCAAGGUCCCAACACGUUGCCCGUUGAAGCACAGCUCAAGCUUAACAGCGACAUUGGACGACGUCUGAUCAAAGAUUUCCUGACACGCGGAGGUCCUGAUAUUCAAGCUACAGCCCACGGCACAGGCCAGUCGACGCGAUAUGGCUCGAUCAAUCCAGCGGUAUCCACCCUGUCUUUUGGUGCGGCUGUGGCCAGGCUGAACGCGACGCUCGUGACGCAAGCAAAGCUCGUCGUGCCACCCAACGUCGACAAGCGGCUCUUGGUCGCUGCAACGUUUGUGUUGCAGAAUCCCUUCUCGGCUACAAUCACGCUGUUGCACGCCAAAGCAAGCGCAACCUCGAGUUCCGGAGUGCUGUUGGGCACUGUCGAUUCCAACGUCAACAUGGUUGCCAGCGGUCAUUCGAUCACCACGUCGCCUCAAUUCCCCGUUCGGGUCAACCCCGACUUGGCAGCGAUCAUCGGGUUCUUUGAAGAACAGGCAAAGGCCAACAAUGUCGAUCUGGGCGCGUUGCUUGCGCUUCUCGACUCGCUCAAGUCGCGUAAGAACUUGGACUCGAGUGUCGCGUUCGCGCCUGCUCAGAACGAAGGGUGUCCGCUUAAUGGCGCCACUGACGUGAUCGGGGCAUUGCAACGCACGCUUCAAGGCACACAACUGGCAGCUGAUGCGCAGGCUGACGUGUUGGUGGGUCAGUACCGCAUCGACGAUGUUCCCGUGCACUUGCAACCCAUCACGCUCGAGGUGGAUGAUAGUGUGCGAUACCUGAUUGGGCCUUUUGGUGCACCGGUUGUCGAGUCGCUCGUCGAUGGCCUCACUCUGCAAGUCGCCAACAUCUCAGCCACGCAUCUUACCGCUGAAAGCCUCGACGUUCGAGUUUCACUGGCUAUUGGCGGUAUCGGUCCUUUUGCUGCGCAGGUGAGCUUUGGCAAGCCGAUCGAAGCACGAUACAAGGGUCGACGGAUUGGUGCGAUCAACGUGCCCACGUUCUGCUUCCCAGCUGAUGGACGUCUUGAUCUUGAUGUGCGACUCGACGUCACCGAUCAAAACGGAUUUGGCGACUUUGUCAGUGAUCUGAUUGCGCAACCGAGCAUCGAGCUCGAGAUCUUUUCCGACGCCAUCAUGGCGAAUGCGUACGGCGUGCAGUUUUCCAAGAUCAGACUUUCGCGAUCCAUCGGCUUGCAGGGUCUCAGCGGCUUACGCGGUGUUGUAGCCAGGACUGUCUCGGUUGUCGGCGAAACGGCGACCACGCUUCUUGUCGAGGCGGAUGCGGUUCUGCCAUGGCCGACGUCGAUUCGUGUCGAACUACCCACCGUCGAUGUCAACUUUGCCUACAACAAUGUCGUGCUCGGCAGCGUCCGUGUUCCGGGAGGCAUCAUCUUGACUCCCGGCUCCGAGAUCCCUCUGCACGUGACGGGUCAGGUAAACCAGAUCACCAACGAUGGACAACGAGCAGCUCUGAGCGCACUGGCGAGCCGCUUCAUUUCCACCAACACGAGCACGGUCGACGUGGUGGGCAACAGUGCUACUGAUGCCAACGGAAAGACGAUUCCAUGGCUCACGCGUGCGCUCAAGACGCUCGAUCUCAAGGUGGAUGUCGCGGGACAGAACCUGAACCCGGUAAGCCGAAUCAACCUCCCAGACCUCUCGGCGGAUCUUGAGGGUGCACGCGACUCGGGCUACCUGCUGCCCAUCUCGACGAAUCGCACAGAGGCGGUGGUCUCGAUCCCCUUCAACAUCCAUGUGGGCGUGGUAUCGGCUUCGGGCACCGUGUACGUGGCCAAUCAGGGAUCUGCGGCUCGUGCGGCUAGUCUGGAUCUCGGCUCAACUGCGCUUUCCGGUACGAUUCCGGGCAACAACGAGUCGACAACUUUGACUCUGGGUCUCAACAACGCGUUGCUGACUGCGAUCGAUCGAGGUGCAUACGAGCAGCUGCUGAUCAACGUCGUGUCCAAGCCUACGGCUGAACUUCAGAUUUUGGGCGCGGUCGCGGCGGUGGUAGACCUAGCCGUGGGCCGCAUCACGGUAUCUGAUAUUAAGCUAGACGUACCUGCCAGCCUCAAGUCGCUCGACAACCUGCUUGGCCAGCUGGAUGUGAUCGGAAACGUCAACGUGAUUGGCGGCACAGCAGAGCACGGUAUCGCGCAGAUCAAUGUGACUCUGCACAAUCCGUCGGUGAUCGCUGCCAAGAUGCCAGAACUCAGCAUUCCCGUGACACUGGACGAUGUCCGAAUUGGACGUGCGGUGCUACAGAACUUGGAUCUGAAACCGGGAGACAAUGCUGUUUCGGUUUUGUUCUACAUUCAACUAGAGCAGCCUUUGGGCAGUCCUACGGCGGUGAAGCUGAUGCGUCAGCUGAUCCAGCCUGUUCCGGGCACACGCGAUCCUUACGUGACGAAUCUGGUGGCACACAACCCGGCAGGAGCACAACCACCGGUCACCAACCUAGCCGCACUUAAUCCGGCGCUUGAUACGCUCAACCUCAAGCUUGAUCUGAAAGGGCUUGCGCUCGAGCUGGUCCAGCUGGUCAAGAUCAGCAUCGAGGUGUUGGAUCUAUUCGCAGGACCUGGUGGCUUGCCGUAUGUGAUUGCCGACAUUGAUCUGCAAAAUGAUCUGCCCACAGCGUUGGCGCUGAACCAGAUCGCGGCGGACGGAUCGAAAGCGGGAUCGAGCAAGACCUACGCUACGCUCGACCAUACGUUUGACCCGGCAUUGGUCUUGCCGCGCGCCGCUGCUACGUUUGUGAACCCAGGAAAGGCGACAGGUCAUGUGCCCGACGUGCUGCUACCUAUGGGUCUGUUGAACUCGAUCGACAUUGUCGGCAGCAAUCUUGAUCUGUACAUCAAGAAGGCUCUUAUCAAGAUCGGCGGGAAUGACGGCUACCAGUUGCAGGGCGAGCUGACGUAUCUCAACGUACCAGCCACCUACUCGCUCACCUUGGCGGGUGCGCCAAUUGCUAGCCUGGACUCGCUCGGUGGAUUGCUUAGUGCUCUUUCCGGUGUAGCUGGCCAACUAAGUCCGAACCAGCAGAAACUGCUCAGUGAUGGACUGCAAAACUUGGGCUCGGGCAACAUUCCUGGUUUGGUCGAGAACGGUCUCAAGGACUUGGUUUGCGUGUUGAGCGACUUGCCAAUCCCCUUCCUAAGCCAGGCUGGUUGCGCACAAGCGAGUUCGUCAACGACGUUGUCAAGCACAACGUCAGUCUCGUUACCAGCUUCGGCUAGUACGGCGACUGCCACGACAGCUCCUGUGUCGAAUGCCAACGUUCCAGAAGCCGACUCUCGCUCUUCAGCAACACCCGCUACGACUGAGACGGCACAAAGUGCACCCACUGCAGCGGCUCCAACCACUGCCCCAUCGCCAUCCGCCAGCGCUUCGCCUGCACAAGCAGCGCCUUCUUCUGCCUCCAACAACAAUCCGCUCGGCGGCCUGCUCAGCGGUCUUAGCGGUUGA
Messenger RNA from Mycosarcoma maydis (corn smut), 7524 nucleotides. RefSeq lists its product as uncharacterized. The transcript has a single exon. The record is from RefSeq and is a predicted model, not a curated record. Lineage: Eukaryota; Fungi; Basidiomycota; Ustilaginomycetes; Ustilaginales. The coding region runs from base 1 to 7524 and encodes 2507 amino acids. Gene Ontology annotation, cellular component: fungal-type vacuole membrane.